Molecule: messenger RNA, 3064 nt
Organism: Bubalus bubalis (water buffalo)
Lineage: Eukaryota; Metazoa; Chordata; Mammalia; Artiodactyla; Bovidae
Gene: PRKCG
Product: protein kinase C gamma
Exons: 19
Coding region: 42-2357 (771 amino acids)
Biological process (GO): protein phosphorylation
Molecular function (GO): diacylglycerol-dependent serine/threonine kinase activity; ATP binding; zinc ion binding
Source: RefSeq, a predicted model, not a curated record
UGGGGGACGCCUUUAAGCCGAAACCCCGCCCCUCGGUCGUCAUGGCAACGCCUCCCCCCGCCCGGGGCUCCCACAUUUCAGCAGGUGCCGGAGCCGGAGCUCCCACCACCGCCGCCGCCCGUGCCUCCGGCUCCUCAGCGCCCGUGCUCUCGGCUCUCGCUCCCCCUGGCGGAGCCGGCGCGCCCCGGGGCUCCGCUCCCGGCCCCGCGCGCUCGGCUCCUGCAGACAGGCAGGAUCCCGGUCCCUGCUACGUUCCGGGGGCCAUGUCCGGCCUGGGCCCCGGCGGAGGCGAUUCAGAGGGCGGACCCCGGCCCCUGUUUUGCAGAAAGGGGGCUCUGAGGCAGAAGGUGGUCCAUGAGGUCAAGAGCCACAAGUUCACCGCUCGCUUCUUCAAGCAGCCGACCUUCUGCAGCCACUGCACUGACUUCAUAUGGGGGAUUGGAAAACAGGGUCUGCAAUGUCAAGUCUGCAGUUUUGUGGUUCAUCGACGAUGCCACGAGUUUGUGACCUUCGAGUGUCCAGGCGCUGGGAAGGGCCCCCAGACGGACGAUCCCCGGAACAAGCACAAGUUCCGUCUGCACAGCUACAGCAGCCCCACCUUCUGCGACCACUGUGGCUCCCUGCUCUACGGGCUGGUGCACCAGGGCAUGAAGUGUUCUUGCUGCGAGAUGAACGUGCACCGGCGCUGUGUGCGCAGCGUGCCCUCUCUGUGCGGCGUGGACCACACAGAGCGCCGGGGCCGCCUGCAGCUGGAGAUCCGGGCGCCCACUUCCGAUGAGAUCCACGUUACGGUUGGCGAGGCCCGGAACCUCAUCCCAAUGGACCCCAACGGUCUCUCCGAUCCCUAUGUGAAGCUGAAGCUCAUCCCAGACCCUCGGAAUUUGACCAAACAGAAGACCCGCACGGUGAAAGCUACGCUAAACCCUGUGUGGAACGAGACCUUUGUGUUCAACCUGAAGCCGGGGGACGUGGAGCGCCGGCUCAGCGUGGAGGUGUGGGACUGGGACCGGACCUCCCGAAACGACUUCAUGGGCGCCAUGUCCUUCGGCGUCUCGGAGCUGCUCAAGGCGCCGGUGGACGGCUGGUACAAGUUACUGAACCAGGAGGAGGGCGAGUAUUACAAUGUGCCGGUGGCUGACGCCGACAACUGCAACCUCCUCCAGAAGUUCGAGGCCUGUAACUACCCACUGGAACUAUACGAGAGGGUGCGGACGGGUCCCUCUUCGUCUCCCAUCCCCUCCCCAUCCCCCAGUCCCACCGACUCCAAGCGCUGUUUCUUCGGGGCCAGCCCUGGACGAUUACACAUCUCCGACUUCAGCUUCCUCAUGGUUCUAGGAAAAGGCAGUUUUGGGAAGGUGAUGCUGGCCGAGCGCCGGGGCUCCGAUGAGCUCUACGCCAUCAAGAUCCUGAAGAAAGACGUGAUCGUCCAGGAUGACGACGUGGACUGCACCCUGGUGGAGAAACGCGUGCUGGCUCUGGGGGGCCGAGGCCCGGGAGGCCGGCCGCACUUCCUCACCCAGCUUCACUCCACCUUCCAGACCCCGGAUCGCCUGUAUUUUGUGAUGGAGUAUGUCACCGGGGGCGACUUGAUGUACCACAUUCAACAGCUGGGCAAGUUUAAGGAACCCCACGCAGCGUUCUACGCUGCAGAAAUCGCCAUCGGCCUCUUCUUCCUCCAUAACCAGGGCAUUAUCUAUCGGGACCUGAAACUGGACAACGUGAUGCUGGAUGCCGAAGGACACAUCAAAAUCACUGACUUCGGCAUGUGUAAGGAGAACGUCUUUCCUGGGAGUACCACUCGCACCUUCUGCGGGACCCCGGACUACAUAGCCCCUGAGAUCAUUGCCUACCAACCCUAUGGGAAGUCUGUGGAUUGGUGGUCCUUUGGGGUUCUGCUCUACGAGAUGUUGGCGGGACAGCCCCCCUUUGAUGGAGAAGACGAGGAGGAGCUGUUUCAAGCCAUCAUGGAACAAACUGUCACCUACCCCAAGUCGCUUUCCCGGGAAGCUGUGGCCAUCUGCAAGGGGUUCCUCACCAAGCACCCGGCCAAGCGCCUGGGCUCGGGCCCCGAUGGAGAACCCACCAUCCGCGCUCACGGCUUUUUCCGCUGGAUCGACUGGGACAGGCUGGAACGAUUAGAGAUCGCGCCUCCGUUCAGACCCCGCCCGUGUGGCCGCAGCGGCGAGAACUUCGACAAGUUCUUCACUCGGGCGGCGCCGGCGCUGACACCCCCUGACCGCCUGGUUCUGGCCAGCAUCGACCAGGCUGAGUUCCAGGGCUUCACCUAUGUCAACCCGGAUUUCGUGCACCCGGAUGCCCGCAGCCCCAUCAGCCCAACGCCUGUGCCAGUCAUGUAAUCCCACCUGCCGCCACCGGGCGUCCCCACGGCUCCCUCCUCCGCCCCGGCUUUGGCCCUCGCCUCACCAUGCCACCCCCCUUUCCAAUUCUAGAUCUGGCUCCCCAGCGUUCUGGCCUCUGCCCCGCCCCCCGGGUUCUAGCCGCCCCGCCCAAGCGUUCCUGGCAUUCCGCACUCCCAAUACAAUCUCUAGAGUCUUACCGUGUGCUAGAUUCUGCUGCUGUUGAGCCCUAGAUUCUGACCUGCCUGAGCGUCCUGGACUCUGUUCCAUCAACUUACAGAACUGCCAACACCAUCCCAAUUCUCCUUUUUUUGUUUUGUUUUGUUUUUCCUUCUUCUUCUUCCUGGGAAAUAGUCUCAUGGGGUGGGCUGUUCUAGACUAGGAUUCCAGAACAUCCCCCCACCUCCGAGGCCCCUCCCACCUCCGCUCCAGUUCCAGAGUAAGUGGGAGGCUGUGCCCCCUUGCUCCAGUGCCCCUGUUCUGCGCUCUAGGGAUUCCUGGGACAUACGGAAGAUAUUCCCCGCCCCUGUUCUCUGUCAGCUUUUGUCCCAGGCUCCCCCACCCCUAGACCCAUCACCGCAUGGCUCCUCCAGUCCUGCUCGGAACACCACCUCUACCCAAAUGCCUGCCACUCUCGGGACUCUCCGUGCCCCCUCUUCCGCCCAGCCACAGCUGCUGGAGAAUAAAUUUGGGAUGCUGAUGCUCAA